Maudiozyma saulgeensis is the source of this 849-nucleotide messenger RNA. The record is from the annotation of a GenBank genome assembly. NCBI's taxonomy places the organism in Eukaryota, Fungi, Ascomycota, Saccharomycetes, Saccharomycetales, Saccharomycetaceae.
AUGUCUGCUACAACAAAAAAAUUAAUAACUAAAUCAUUGCUCGAGGAUGGAAACUCAAGAUUUAAAGUUACUUAUGAACUUACUGGUUCCUCAUACACUUCGUUUCAAUUAAUUGAUGAAAUGACUCAAGAUACUAAAACGUUUGAUCAAUUCAGUACUCAUUAUGAAAAUCUAACAAUUAUUGAUUCAAUUAUGUCAGGGAUAGGUAGAAAGCCGCAAACAGAUUUUUAUCAAAUUGUAAUUAAACCUGUGUUAAACUUUUCAAAUAUUAAACAUGAAUAUUUAAAGACUGAAUCCGCUGAUUCAAUUGAAACCUUUGCUAAACGAUUAAAAACAAAUCAAAAUUAUACAAUUAUAUUUCUUUCUGGAGAUACUAGUAUUUCUGAAUUGGUCAAUAAUUUACCUGUUUUGAUUGACGAAACUACCAAAAUUAGAAAAUUUAUUAAAAUUGUACCCAUUGCAAUGGGUUCAGCUAAUGCUUUAGCCAACUCGAUUGGACUUGGAAAUCCCAUAGAAACUUUUGAUAAUUUUUUACAUGGAAUGAAACGAACCACUGCAUUUCCAUUAUAUAAAGUGAUUUUCCCUAAUGAGAAACAGAUUAUCUUUUUCAUUAUCUUUUCAAUGGGGUUCCAUGCUAAUCUUUUACAUCUUUGUACUCUGGAUCCUAAAUAUUCAAGUCUUGGUGUUGAAAGGUUCCAACUGGCAAGUACAGAAAUAUUAGAUAAUUAUGACCUUAACCUUAAAUUAGAAAUUAAAUUAGCUAAAAAAACAAUUGUUUCACAGUUUGCUUAUUUUGCUCUUAUUAAUACUCCAAAUUUAGAAGAAAAAUAUAUUCCAUCUCCACAAUAA